AUGGGUGAAAGGCAGCACUUGAACGUCUCCAAGGCCGUCGCCAUCGUGGGUGCCAGCGGCGGACUGGGGCGAGCCAUCGCACAGCGAGUUGCCCAGCGUGCUGCUGUGACACUGGGCUAUUUCGCCAACAAAGCCGCAGCUGAAGAGUUGGCUACAUCAAUCAUUGACGCUGGGGGGAAAGCGUCCACUGCACAGGUUGAUGUCACCAACGGCGACUCGGUCGAGAAGUUUCUCGUCGAAACCGAGGCUCACUGGGGCCGGUUAGAUUCGAUCAUCCUGGCAAGCGGGCCCAAAAUCCCCAUUUGUCCCAUCUUCGAGGUCUCCGACGAGGUUUUUCGCAGUGUGGUAGAGACUGAAGUCUUUGGUGGAUUCAACAUCAUCAAACGAGGGAUUCCUAUCCUCCGGAAACAGGCGGCAAAGAACCGGUCGAUCCUCUUUAUCCUGACUACGGCCGUGCUACGAACAUUGGCCUACGAUGGAUGCAGCGCGGUUCCCAAGAUGGCGUGUCUGGGUCUGGUGCGCCAAACCGCCAGGGAGGUUGCCGCCGAAGGGAUCCGCGUCAAUGCAAUCGGCACGGGAUCGUUUGAAGCAGGCAUGGCAUCGGGCAACCACAGUACCGAGGCGUUGCAGAAUCCCUAUAUCAAUUCCCUCGUCACGAAUUGCCGGACACCUGCCCAACGAAGCGGUGAUGCCAGCGAGAUCGCCGGAGUGGCCGAGUUUCUCAUCUCCGAGGAGGCGAGUUAUGUCAAUGGCCAGAUCCUUGGAGUGGACGGUGGCCACAGUUCGUAG
Molecule: messenger RNA, 789 nt
Organism: Capronia epimyces CBS 606.96
Lineage: Eukaryota; Fungi; Ascomycota; Eurotiomycetes; Chaetothyriales; Herpotrichiellaceae
Exons: 1
Coding region: 1-789 (262 amino acids)
Source: RefSeq, a predicted model, not a curated record